UAAGGGCCAGCCUGAGCCGGGCCCGCGGCGGCGGCGGUAGCACACGCAGGACACCCGACGCGGCUCGGCCGGCCUGUUGAGCCUCCCACCCGCUUCCAUAAGGCUUUGCCUUUCCAACUUCAGCUACAGUGUUAGCUAAGUUUGGAAAGAAGACCAAAAGAAGACCCCCGGGCCGUUUUCCUUUUGUUUUCUUGUGUUUUUUUGGUAUAGUCGUCGUCGGGGGCUUUUUGCACAGAGCUGCUGUGUUUUCAGCGGUGCUCUCUUCAGUUCCUUGCACUCCUCUUAACAAGCACCUCGGCAGGAGCAGCAGCCGUAGCAGCAGAAGAGCAAGCGGGGGGCGCCUGGUGUCAUGACCAGGGCAAGAGAGCAGAACCGCCUGGCAGGAUGCUGUGGAUCCUUAGCAAACUACCUGAUCUCUGCAAAAUUCCUUCUCUACCUUGGUCAUUCUCUAUCUACAUGGGGGGAUCGGAUGUGGCACUUUGCAGUGUCUGUGUUUCUGGUAGAGCUCUAUGGAAACAGCCUUCUCCUGACUGCAGUCUACGGGCUGGUGGUGGCAGGAUCUGUUCUGGUCCUAGGAGCCAUCAUUGGUGAUUGGGUGGAUAAGAAUGCCAGACUUAAAGUGGCCCAGACUUCACUGGUGAUCCAGAAUGUUUCGGUCAUCCUGUGUGGAAUCAUCCUGAUGAUGGUUUUCUUACAUAAAAAAGAGCUUCUGACCAUGUACCAUGGAUGGGUUCUUACUUCAUGCUAUAUCCUGAUCAUCACUAUUGCAAAUAUUGCAAACCUGGCCAGUACUGCUACUGCAAUCACAAUCCAAAGGGAUUGGAUUGUUGUUGUUGCAGGAGACGACAGAAGCAAACUAGCAGAUAUGAAUGCUACAAUACGAAGGAUUGACCAGUUAACCAACAUCUUGGCCCCCAUGGCUGUAGGCCAGAUUAUGACAUUUGGCUCCCCAGUCAUUGGCUGCGGUUUCAUUUCGGGAUGGAAUUUGGUAUCCAUGUGUGUGGAAUACUUUCUGCUCUGGAAGGUUUAUCAGAAAACCCCUGCUCUAGCUGUGAAAGCUGCUCCUAAAGAGGAAACUGAGUUGAAACAGCUGAAGGUAUACAAAGAAACUGAGCCAAAACCCCUGGAGGGAACUCAUCUAAUGGGUGAGAAAGACCCUGAUGUCUAUGAACUUGAACAUGAGCAAGGGCUAAGUUGUGCCUCCCAGAUGGCUGAGCCCUUCCGCACCUUCCGAGAUGGAUGGGUCUCCUAUUACAACCAGCCGGUGUUUCUGGCGGGCAUGGGUCUUGCUUUCCUCUAUAUGACUGUCCUGGGCUUUGAUUGCAUCACUACAGGGUACGCCUACACUCAGGGGCUGAGCGGGUCCAUCCUCAGUAUUUUGAUGGGAGCAUCAGCCAUAACUGGAAUAAUGGGAACUGUGGCUUUUACGUGGCUACGUCGAAAAUGUGGCCUGGUUCGGACUGGUCUGAUCUCAGGAUUUGCACAGCUUUCCUGUUUGAUCUUAUGUGUGAUCUCCGUGUUCAUGCCUGGAAGCCCCUUGGACUUGUCUGUUUCUCCUUUUGAAGAUAUCCGUUCUAGGUUCAUUCAAACAGAACCACUUUCAAUUACACCUACAAAAAUAUCUGAAAUCUUCUCUACAACUGAUUUGCAAAAGUCAAACAGAUCUGAUCCUGCUAAUAUUGUCCCAGAGAUGAGUCCUAAAUCUGUGCCUGUAAUCUCUGUCAGUCUGCUGUUUGCAGGCGUCAUUGCUGCUAGAAUCGGUCUUUGGUCCUUUGAUUUAACUGUGACACAGUUGCUGCAAGAAAAUGUAGUCGAAUCUGAGAGAGGCAUUAUAAAUGGUGUACAGAACUCCAUGAACUAUCUCCUUGAUCUUCUGCAUUUCAUCAUGGUCAUCCUGGCUCCAAAUCCUGAAGCUUUUGGCUUGCUUGUAUUGAUUUCAGUCUCCUUUGUGGCAAUGGGCCACAUCAUGUAUUUCCGAUUUGCCCAGAAAACUCUGGGCUCCCAACUUUUUGUCUGUAGUCAUGGUGAUAAAGAAGUUACAGAUGCAAAUCAAACUAAUACAUCGGAUGUGUAAGACAGUUUAACUGUUGCUAUCCCUGUUAUUAGGUUAUGAAGAGCGCAUGUGCCUAUUUUGUACUUCAAAAUUCCAAUAAAUGGCUCAGUGUGUCUCUCUGGUUUUACCACAGCUAUACCUUGACGGCUAAAAGCUAGUUAGGAAACUUGAGCCAGCAGAAAUGAGCUGGUUAAUUUCCCUUAUUUUUAAGGGUGGAAAAAAAAUAGAGAAAGAAAAACUCAGUUUAAAUAUGGAGACUAAAAUAGUAACACUGAUUUUCCCUAUUUCUCACAAGUAGGUAAAAUUUUACAUAAAAGAGUGAUUAGUCAUGUGAAUUAAGUUAUUCUUUGGCAGAUUUUUAUUAUCUGUACUAGAAUUCAGGUAUGUCGGUUUUCCCUAACACUCUUGUUCAAGUCAAGCUAAUUUACUUAAAAAAAAAAUCUUAUUCUCAGUUAUAUUAUAAAAACAAAUUCUCUUCCAAGUUUGAAGAUUAAAAUUUGAUAACCAGUAUUAUCCUUAUUGAUCCUAUUGAUGUUAAGGGAUUUACCUCUAUGUGGAAAAAUGAAAUACUUAACUAGAAUUCUCUAAUAGGGUUUAUGGUUUAACUUUAGAGACCACCUUUGUAUUUUUCUUAUCAGCUAGGGCAAAAUAUUGUAUUAAGCAUGUGUAACACUUCAUAAAAUGGCUAUUGUGUAAGCUGAAGAUAGAAGCAAAGCUGUAGAGUAGAUUUAUAACACAGUGAAUGCAUGAGGACUUCAAACACGCCAGUGGUUCGGCCAUAGAAACUAGAAGUUAAAAGUCACGCAAAGGGCAAGAUCUUGAUUUAACUCACGUUGCUAUCCUUAAUGAUCUCUGUCGUGGAAUAUGAGGCAAUUAGCCUUCAGCCUGGCAAGUUAAAUGUAGAAAGCAAGCCCAGACUUGGAAAGGUUUUGUUUUAUAAAUCAUUUGAUUUACUUUUAACAUGCUUGGUAGAGCAUUUUUACUUUUACUGUUUUGUACCCAGGAGUUAUUUUUACCUAGUUGUAGAGCAAGACUGUUCAUAAAUGUAUCCCUUUCAAACAUCUUUGAGAAAAAUGGAGGAAAAAAAAAACGCUUUUAUAUAUAUAUUUUACAAGUAAAAACUGUUUUACAAGUCAUUUUGCAACAUGCCAGUACCAAUGGGGUACUUUGCCUUAACUGUUCAUGCACUUUCAUGGAGACUGCAAUACGUUGCUCUGAGCACUUUCUUUAUCCUUGAGGUUUAAUCUUUUUCUCCUUUCUAUAGUAUGACAUAAUGAUUUGCUAUGUUGUAAAAUCUUUGUAAAAUAUUUCUGUAUAAAAAAUUUUUAAAAAUCUUGAUUUCUU
Physeter macrocephalus (sperm whale) is the source of this 3397-nucleotide messenger RNA. It is a transcript of the gene SLC40A1, whose product is annotated as solute carrier family 40 member 1. Bases 350 to 2074 code for a protein of 574 amino acids. Gene Ontology annotation, biological process: iron ion transmembrane transport. The record is from RefSeq and is a predicted model, not a curated record. Lineage: Eukaryota; Metazoa; Chordata; Mammalia; Artiodactyla; Physeteridae. Gene Ontology annotation, cellular component: basolateral plasma membrane. The transcript has 8 exons. Gene Ontology annotation, molecular function: iron ion transmembrane transporter activity; peptide hormone binding.